AUGCAACCACAGGCUCACCUCAUCCACAAUUACACCUCCUCCAAAUUCCCAAUGCAAGUUUCUCUCCAAGUGGGUCGAGAAUCAAUGGCACUCAAUAAGCAGCCUCAGCAGCGGUUAUGCAUGGCCGAUAUGCCGCCCAGGACACCAAAUCCGCAUCCUCGCACUUUCGAAAUGCAGAAUCCCACAUCUGAAGCCAGAUAG
Molecule: messenger RNA, 201 nt
Organism: Paracoccidioides brasiliensis Pb18
Exons: 1
Coding region: 1-201 (66 amino acids)
Source: RefSeq, a predicted model, not a curated record